Messenger RNA from Hevea brasiliensis (rubber tree), 1549 nucleotides. Its product is annotated as transcription factor bHLH106. Gene Ontology annotation, biological process: regulation of DNA-templated transcription. The coding region runs from base 124 to 837 and encodes 237 amino acids. NCBI's taxonomy places the organism in Eukaryota, Viridiplantae, Streptophyta, Magnoliopsida, Malpighiales, Euphorbiaceae. The transcript has 2 exons. Gene Ontology annotation, molecular function: protein dimerization activity; DNA-binding transcription factor activity. The record is from RefSeq and is a predicted model, not a curated record.
CAAACCACCGAAAGCCAAACCUUUUUUCAACACCGAAAGGAAAUUAUAUAUAUCAUUUCGUUCCUUAACGAUUCAUCUCAUUUCCAUUUCCUUUUACAUCGAUCAACACUUGGAACCAAGACCAUGCAACCCGAUAACUCCCCGGAAAAUUCACACUUGUUCCGAUUUCUCGUCGAGAACGGAGUUUUCAACGUUGGAUCCUACGGUUUUCCGGCAAUGCAAAGCUUGUGUAGUUCAUCCUCGUCGUCUUACCAUAAUUACCCCUUGGAAGGGUCUGUAAUUACGGAUAUGACACCACAGGAUAGAGCUCUUGCUGCUUUGAAGAAUCAUAAGGAAGCUGAGAAGAGAAGGAGAGAAAGAAUUAACUCUCAUCUUGAUAAGCUCAGAAGCCUCCUUCCUUGCAACUCUAAGACAGACAAAGCUUCACUUCUUGCAAAAGUUGUUCAACGAGUGAGAGAACUCAAGCAACAGACCUCACAAAUUCCAGGGCUCGAGACCUUCCCAUCAGAAACCGAUGAGAUCACUGUUCUUUCCGGCGAGUGUUCAAGUGAUGGACAAUUGAUCUUCAAGGCAUCUUUGUGCUGCGAAGAUCGCUCCGAUCUUUUGCCUGACCUCAUUGAGAUAUUGAAAUCCCUGCAUUUGAGGACUCUGAGAGCUGAAAUGGUUACAAUUGGAGGAAGAAUCAAGAACGUUCUUAUAGUCGCCGCAGAGAAAGAUCACAGCAUUGAAUCAGUACAUUUCUUGCAAACUGCACUGAAAUCUUUACUUGAACGAUCAAACUCUAGUGAACGGUCUAAAAGGAGAAGGGUAUUAGACCAUAAACUAAUAAUGCAAUGACUAUCUUGUAGUUUCUUUCAUCCUUAAUAUUCCUUUCUUUAAAGCUUCAUUGUGGAGUGGUACAUCGGAUUGUUUAAGAGUUCAGAGAUAUACGAUUUAUCCGUCCACCUAACUAAAGAAAAGAAAAGCUUCGUUUCAGUGUGCUUAUCUAAUGGUUUAAGAGGUCAAGAUUCAACCAAAGAGGAACUCUUCUGCAGGGAUGUAAAGUAUGGAGUUUGAGUUGAUUCAAUCAAUGAGCAGAGAGUUACGUAAGGUCUCGUUCGAAUAUCAAUCCAAGUCCGAUUCAGAUUCAAACUCUGCGCCUAACUGAAGAAAAGAAAAGCUUCAUUGUUUUUUAAAUGUUCCCUUUCCUUUCAUAGUAGGAUCGUGUGGAGGCCUCAGGUAGCUCUAUUUAUAUGUGGAGGUUUGUUUGUUUGUUUGUUUUAGUGGAAAUCCAGAAAAGAGGGAAACCUAUAUUUGUGUGGUAGCAUUUGUUAACUAGUUUAGGGUUUUUAGAUUGUGGAACAACAUCCAUGCAUGUGACUCUAUCAAUUGCUUAGCAAGGGGAGAUAGUAUGUUAGGGCAAUCAAAGAAUAUUCCUCUGUACUGAUCAGAAAUGAAGAACAUGUUGAUGAGAUAUGUACAAGUAAUGAAUGUGAUUUAUGUGAGCCCUGUAAAAGCAGAAACUUAUGUGAGUUUCCCAUCUGAAAAAUUAGAGAUUUGAUUUCUGAUC